This is a messenger RNA of Wickerhamiella sorbophila, 1113 nucleotides long. RefSeq names its product Methionine aminopeptidase 1. NCBI's taxonomy places the organism in Eukaryota, Fungi, Ascomycota, Dipodascomycetes, Dipodascales, Trichomonascaceae. The transcript has a single exon. Gene Ontology annotation, molecular function: metalloaminopeptidase activity. The coding region runs from base 1 to 1113 and encodes 370 amino acids. The record is from RefSeq and is a predicted model, not a curated record. Gene Ontology annotation, biological process: proteolysis.
AUGAAAUGCAGCGGGGCUGAUUGUGCGAACGAAGCAGGCUCACUCAAAUGUCCUGUUUGCUUGAAGCACGGGAUCGAGAGCGCCUAUUGUAGUCAGACAUGUUUCAAACGCAACUGGGCGCUCCAUAAGGCCACACACCCUUCUGAGGAUGGCGAAACGUAUGAUCCGUUCCCCAAACAGGCUUACACUGGAGAGAUCAGAGCGGUGUAUCCGCUAGCACCUCGUCCCGAAAUCAAGGAAAGCAUUGCCAAACCGGAUUAUGCCGACACAGGGUUCCCCAAAAGUGAGGUGGAGGAGCAACGGUCGCAUAUCCGGGUUCUUGACGCCGAUACUAUUGCCAAGAUGCGGGCGGUGUCUGCACUGGCCAGAGAGAUCACUGAUAUCGGUGGCCGGGCCGUAAAACCUGGCGUGACUACCGAAGAAAUUGACCGCAUCGUCCAUGCGGCGUGUAUGGAACGUGGUUGCUAUCCAUCGCCUCUGAAUUAUUAUAACUUCCCCCGCAGCUGCUGUACAUCCGUCAAUGAGGUGAUUUGCCAUGGCAUCCCCGAUAAGCGUCCGCUGGAGGAUGGCGAUAUUAUCAACUUGGAUAUUACGGUUUAUAAAGACGGUGUUCACUCCGAUAUGAAUCACACAUACUAUGUUGGAGACAAGGCACGAGCGAACCCAGACGCAAUCCGGUUGAUCGAGGGCACCCGGCAAGCCCUUGAUGCUGCGAUUGCUCUCGUCAAGCCGGGUGCGCUGUUCAGGUCGUUUGGAGACGAGAUUGAAAAGGUCGCUAAAAAAUUCGGCCUGUCGGUGGUGAGAUCCUACACUGGCCACGGCAUUCACGAGCUAUUCCACGCUGCCCCCAACAUCCCGCACUACGCCAACAACAAAGCGGCCGGCAUUUGCAAACCAGGAAUGUGCUUCACUAUUGAGCCUAUGUUAAAUCUCGGAACCUAUCGCGACAAGUCGUGGCCCGAUAACUGGACGGCGGUGACUGCCGACGGCAAGUGGUCUGCUCAAUUCGAGCACACGCUUCUUGUUACCGAAGACGGUUGCGAAGUUCUCACUGCCAGAAACAAGCGCUCUCCCGGAGGUCCUCUCCCAGUCCCUAAAAAGCUGCUUGCCUAG